CGAGAUGACGAGACCAAAAGAAAAAUGAGCCGAGAAGGGCACAAUGUUGAUCUGGAAUCGAAACCCUUCAUUCCGCCCGCCUACCAUACCUCCCCACCUUGACCGCACGUUGGUUUUCCUAAGGACCCUGCUCGAAUCGGACUAGAGCUUACCCAAGUUUGCAAUGUAGGCUUGGAUAAAGUCAAUAUAUCCCUGGCUGCAGGUGCAUCUUGCCUGCCGGGAUGGUUGGUUGCUUGACUCUCAACACAACCACUUGAGACGAAUAUGGCCUGACGACGUGACGUGGACACUAGAAACAUCAAGCAACGACGAGACGGCGCGAUAAACGGCCCCACUCGAAAGAGGACCCUCCUGCUGUACGCAAGAGAAAACGAAUAAAACGGGCCACGAAGACGUCCUCGUCUCAAAUUGUUCGGCAUACUACCGCAAUAUCUAUCGGUGUUGGCGUGGUGAAGACGACGUUCGUCUUGAUCUCGACCCAUAGCGGCGCUAUGUCUCUCCCACUCGACCCUGCCAUCGCGCAGGCCCUCGCGACCACAUCCUCAGUGCCAAUUCCAUUUCGCAUGCGCACCAAAUAUGUGCACUCAACCUGGGCGCAGACCUUCACGUCGCUUCCCGAGCUGUACAUCCAACCCGAGUCGCUCGAGGAGAUCGAACACGUAGUCAACGUCGCGCGGAAAUGCCGACGGCGCAUCACAACGGUGGGGUGCGGACACUCGCCCAGCUCGCUGACGUGCACGUCGUCGUGGCUCGUCAACCUCGACAAAUACAACCGCAUCCUGGCCGUGGAUGAACAGACGGGCAUCGCCACCAUGCAGUCGGGGAUCCGGCUGUGGCAGUUGAGCGAGCAAUUAGCCCAACGGGGCCUGGCCAUGCCCAAUUUGGGCAGUAUCAACCACCAGAGCAUCGCGGGCGCCAUCUCGACGGGCACGCACGGGUCCAGUUUACGUCAUGGUUUGGUAUCUGAGUCGAUCCUGUCGCUGCGCAUCACGCUCGCCGACGGCACGACAAGGAACUGCUCGCCGGAUGAGGACCCGGAGCUGUUCCGCGCGUCGCUCAUUUCGCUCGGCGCCCUGGGCAUCAUCACCGAAAUUACCUUUCGCGCCGUGCCCGCCUUCAGCCUCAGCUGGAAGCAGGUCAUCGACACCGACUUGAGCAUGUUCAACCGGUGGACCGAUGACCUCUGGACCCACGCCGAGUUCGUCCGCGUCUGGUGGUUCCCCUAUACCCGCCGCGCCGUGACCUGGUCCGCGUCCAAGACGGAUGCCCCCUUGGUCCUGCCCCCCGUGUCGUACUACGACAACGCGCUGGGCUACUACGUCUACCACAAUCUGCUGUACCUCGCGCAGUACGUCCCGCGCAUUCUCCCAUGGGUCGAAUGGUUCGUCUUCGGCAUGCAAUACGGCUUCCCCAACGGGUCGACCACCUCCGCCGUCCAGCCGAGCCGCGACGCCCUGCUCAUGAAUUGUCUGUACUCCCAAUUCGUCAACGAGUGGGCCAUCCCUCUGCACAAAGGCCCCGAGGCCCUCCGCCGCCUCAGCACCUGGCUCAACCACCUCACGCCCGACGACCCGGAUUAUGCUCCCCACAAUAUCCCCUUCUCCGCCGAGGGGCUCUACGUGCAUGCCCCCGUCGAGGUCCGCGUCAGCGAUACCUCUAACCCCUCCCUAUCCUCCGUACAGACCCACACCCGCCCAUACCUUGACCCGACCUGCCCCGACGAACCAACCCUCUACCUCAACGCGACGCUGUACAGACCUUACAUGGCCGACCCCCCCUGUCGGGCGCGGUACUACGAGGCGUUCGAGUGGCUGAUGCGCGACAUGGGCGGGAAACCGCACUGGGCUAAGAACUUCGAGACCGAGGGGCAGGUGAUUGAGGAUAUGUACGGCGAGGCGCUGACACGGUGGCGCGAGGUCAGGGACGAGGUUGACCCCCAGGGCAUGUUUGCUGGGGCGUGGCAUCGUAGGUAUGUCCUUGGGUCCGGGGCGAAGUUGGAGUUAGAGGAGAUUGAGGUUGGGUGUGAAAAGAAGUGGAGUGGGGGUGUGACGUAUUUGGGGACGACGACGGCAUUGUUGGAGGGGAUUGUGGAGGAGGAGAGUAAAGAGUAGGGGGAGGCGGCAGGGACUUGCUUCAGAGCUCAACUGUUACUUGAGUAUUGGGGCUCGGCCUGGGCAUGUAGACAUUAUGUAUGUAUGUCUACAGCCUUUGAAGUAUCCCCCGUCAACGCAUUCGUAGUAGAUAACAUGGCACGACGAAAUGAAUUAACGCAUUUGAUUACGAGGGCACUGAUUGGUC
Molecule: messenger RNA, 2298 nt
Organism: Pseudomassariella vexata
Lineage: Eukaryota; Fungi; Ascomycota; Sordariomycetes; Amphisphaeriales; Pseudomassariaceae
Product: D-arabinono-1,4-lactone oxidase-domain-containing protein
Exons: 1
Coding region: 492-2111 (539 amino acids)
Cellular component (GO): membrane; mitochondrion
Molecular function (GO): FAD binding; D-arabinono-1,4-lactone oxidase activity
Source: RefSeq, a predicted model, not a curated record